Messenger RNA from Esox lucius (northern pike), 1876 nucleotides. RefSeq lists its product as uncharacterized. Lineage: Eukaryota; Metazoa; Chordata; Actinopteri; Esociformes; Esocidae. The transcript has 2 exons. The record is from RefSeq and is a predicted model, not a curated record. The coding region runs from base 99 to 1490 and encodes 463 amino acids.
UGCUUCAUAUUGCUUAGGAGUGCACAUAAGUACUUUUGUGUAUCCUGAAAUUUCAAGACGAAGAUUAGACUGUCACAGCAGAGCAACUUUGAUCUCAGAUGGGUCAAGCUCAGAGCCCAAAUGUCUCCAAGAGGCAACCUGAGCAUAUACAGGAGGGCGUUAAAGCUCAGAAGAAAAAGAAAACCCAUCUGAUUACGGCUGCCUUUCAGUAUCUUUUUAUGCUGUCCUGUUGUGGAGUCAGCUGUAAUGAAAAGGAAGAUUAUAGCUCAAACACAGAAAAUCUAAGUGAGAACCACAGCAGUGUAAGAUCAUCUUUUUAUUCUGGUAAGCUUAGAUCCUCCUUAGACAGAGAAAAGCCACCAGCCUGGAGCUCAAGAACCAGGACACUGAACCAUGAUUAUGAAGAAUCAACCAAACAAUCUUUCCAAUCAAAGGGUUCAAAGACUUCCAAAAGAAGUAAAAAACAACAGCGGGCUCUAGACCCUGAAAGAAACAGACAAUCAAAUGGGAAGAAUGGAGGAUCAACAAGAUCUCGAACAUCAGGUGGAAGCAAAACAAGUGUCAAGAAGAUCAGCAUUACCCAAGAGUUGCCUCCAAACUGGCCUUCCUUCCGGACUCCUAGCAACACAUCCUCUUGCUCCAUAGAGUCAUUGUCCUCACAGGUUCACACCAAACCUCCACAGGUUCCCCAAGCCUCUGCUUCAAACUCAAGCCAAUGCAGCCAAUCCUUCAGCUCACAGUCAUCAUUGGGAAACAGAACAGGUUCCCCGGACAGUCAAAUGGACUGGCAGCUCCUGCCAGGUGUGCCAUCCUUAUCCUUUCCAGAAGAGAAGAGAGACAAAACCCCUGUUGGCAGCACAUUCGAUAGACAAUUAAUGACAACAGUUGCUGCAGAACUAUCCAGAGAAUACAUCUCAGAUGAAAGCAAACCCAGUCCAUCGACAUCAGGGCUUAGCCAUCUGGGGAGAGAAUUGUCAAAUCCAGAUCUGAACUCCCUUGGAACUGUCAUCUCUGUUGAGGAAAAAACACCUGAUGAGGAGAACCAGUCUGACAUCAGUUAUUACUGUUCUGCCAGCGUAAACCUGACUCAGAGUGACGCAACUGAAUAUAAGGAUGACCAGAGCCCUAGCAGCUUCAUUAGUGAGUUCCAUGAUUGGGGAGAAUACAUCUCAGAUGAAGGCACACUCAGUCCAUCGACAUCAGGCCUUAGCUAUCUGGGGAGUGAAUUGUCAAAUCCAGAUCUGAACUCCCUUGGAACUGUCAUUUCUGUUGAGGAAGAAACACCUGAUGAGGAGAACCAGUCUGACAUCAGUUAUUACCGUUCUGCCAGCACAAACCUGUCACAGAGUGACACAGAUGAAUAUAAGAAUGACCAGAGCCCUAGCAGGUUCAUUAGUGAGUUCCAGGACUGGUGUCAGAGGCUGGAUGAAAUAGAGAAGGAGAUUUCUUGCUGCCUUAUGGAAUACGCUGAUGAUCAACGAAACAACUGAAUUAUGAGACUGACCAAACAAUCUACCCAUCUGUCCAUCUGCAACGUCCCGUGCAAGCUCACACACACAGACACACAGACAUACAUUCCACCAAUCUGGCAAACGCAACUCACUCCCUCAAACACCGUGAAUAGUUUUUGUCCAUCCUCACUGACUACGCCUUUAGCCUGUUCCUUCCCUGUACUUCUGCCCAUCAGAUUUCCUGUUAUCAACCUAUUGCCUGAUCUCACCCUACGUCCAUUAUUUACUCCUCUUGUACCUUAGCCCUCUCUUGUUGGAUUACUCCGGUUUUGACUCCUGCCUAGUCCCACCCUAACUAUUCUCUUGUAUUUGUCCACUUGUACCAUUGUCUUUAAAAUAAAUAUAGCGCUCUGCGCUUGAAUCCA